CAGCUGAAAGGUCCUACCAUUACCAAUACCACUCUGGUUAGCCACCACCUGUCCCUCCCAGCACCUCUGACUGGGGUUUUUGCUGCUCCUGUCUAUUUAUUAGCCCCUCUGGAUCUUGAGAAACCCUCCGCCGUUUGGCUUCUCCCCUCACACACCUCGCCAUUUGUUUUGUGUCCUGAGCCAUGGCUGCCAAGCUGACUCGUCUCCACAGUCUCCGGGAGCGCCUUGGUGCCACCUUCUCCUCCCAUCCUAACGAGCUCAUUGCCCUCUUUUCAAAGUAUGUUCACCAGGGCAAAGGAAUGCUUCAGCGCCACCAGCUGCUCACUGAGUUUGAAGCCUUGUUUGAGGCUGACAAAGAGAGAUAUGCACCCUUUGAAGACAUUAUCCGUGCUGCUCAGGAAGCAAUUGUGCUGCCCCCAUGGGUUGCACUGGCCAUCAGGCCUAGGCCCGGUGUCUGGGACUACAUACGGGUGAAUGUUAGCGAGUUGGCUGUUGAGGAGCUGACAGUUUCCGAGUACCUAGCAUUCAAGGAACAGCUUGUUGAUGAGCACGCCAGCAGCAAGUUUGUGCUUGAGCUUGAUUUUGAGCCUUUCAAUGCUUCCUUCCCGCGUCCUUCCAUGUCCAAGUCCAUUGGAAAUGGGGUGCAGUUCCUUAACCGUCACCUGUCUUCCAAGCUGUUCCAGGACAAGGAGAGCCUCUACCCACUACUGAACUUCCUGAAAGCCCAUAACUACAAGGGCACGACAAUGAUGCUAAAUGACAGAAUUCAGAGCCUUCGUGGGCUCCAGUCAGCCCUUAGAAAGGCAGAAGAGUAUUUAACGAGCAUCCCUGAGGACACCCCGUCCUCUGAGUUCAACCACAGGUUCCAAGAGCUUGGCUUGGAGAAGGGUUGGGGCGACACCGCUAAGCGUGUACAGGACUCCAUCCACUUGCUUCUUGAUCUACUUGAGGCCCCUGAUCCAGCCAGCUUGGAGAAGUUCCUUGGAACUAUACCAAUGAUGUUCAAUGUUGUUAUCCUGUCUCCACACGGAUAUUUUGCUCAAUCCAAUGUGUUGGGAUACCCUGAUACUGGUGGCCAGGUUGUGUACAUCUUGGAUCAAGUCCGUGCUUUGGAGAAUGAGAUGCUUCUGAGGAUUAAGCAGCAAGGCCUUGACAUAACCCCUAAGAUCCUCAUUGUCACCAGGCUGUUGCCUGAUGCUGUUGGAACUACAUGUGGCCAGCGGCUGGAGAAAGUUAUUGGGACUGAGCACACUGACAUUCUCCGUGUUCCAUUCAGAACUGAGAAGGGGAUCCUCCGUAAGUGGAUCUCUCGUUUUGAUGUCUGGCCAUACCUGGAGACAUACACCGAGGAUGUUGCAAACGAACUCAUGAGAGAAAUGCAGACCAAGCCUGAUCUCAUUAUUGGCAACUACAGUGACGGUAACCUUGUCGCCACUCUGCUUGCGCAUAAGUUGGGAGUUACCCAGUGCACCAUUGCCCAUGCUUUGGAGAAAACAAAGUACCCAAACUCAGACAUAUAUUUGGACAAAUUUGACAGCCAAUACCAUUUCUCAUGCCAGUUCACUGCUGACCUUAUUGCCAUGAAUCACACUGAUUUCAUCAUCACCAGCACAUUCCAGGAAAUUGCUGGAAGCAAGGACAGCGUGGGCCAGUAUGAGUCUCACAUUGCUUUCACCCUCCCUGAUCUCUACCGUGUUGUCCAUGGGAUUGACGUGUUCGAUCCCAAGUUCAACAUUGUCUCUCCUGGAGCAGAUAUGACUGUCUACUUCCCAUACACUGAAACUGACAAGAGGCUUACUGCCUUCCACCCUGAAAUUGAAGAGCUCCUUUACAGCGAUGUUGAGAACUCUGAACACAAGUUUGUAUUGAAGGACAAGAACAAGCCUAUCAUCUUCUCAAUGGCUCGUCUUGACCGUGUGAAGAACAUGACAGGCUUGGUUGAGAUGUUCGGUAAGAAUGCUCAUCUGAAGGAUUUGGCAAACCUUGUGAUUGUCGCUGGUGACCAUGGCAAGGAGUCCAAGGAUAGGGAGGAGCAGGCUGAGUUCAAAAGGAUGUACAGUCUCAUUGAGGAGUACAAGUUGGAGGGCCAUAUCCGGUGGAUCUCAGCUCAGAUGAACCGUGUUCGCAAUGCAGAGUUGUACCGCUACAUUUGUGACACCAAGGGCGCAUUUGUUCAGCCUGCAUUCUAUGAAGCAUUUGGCCUGACUGUUGUCGAGGCCAUGACAUGUGGUUUGCCCACAAUAGCGACAUGCCAUGGUGGCCCAGCUGAAAUCAUUGUGAAUGGUGUCUCUGGUUUGCACAUCGAUCCUUACCACAGUGACAAGGCUGCAGAUAUCCUGGUCAACUUCUUUGAGAAAUCCACGGCGGAUCCAACCUACUGGGACAAAAUGUCGGAAGGUGGCCUGAAGAGAAUUUAUGAGAAGUACACCUGGAAGCUGUACUCAGAGAGGCUGAUGACCCUGACUGGUGUAUAUGGUUUCUGGAAGUAUGUGAGUAACCUUGAGAGGCGUGAGACUCGCCGUUACCUUGAGAUGUUCUACGCUCUGAAGUACCGCAGCCUGGCUGCUGCAGUUCCAUUGGCUGUCGAUGGCGAGAACACGGACAAUUAGUGUGGGACAUGAAGAGGUGCCUUCAGAGGGCGAAGUGUUGGCUGCGCUAUGAUUUGAUUGUCUACCGUAGUUUUCAUUUGGUCUAUUGUGGAGUGUGUACUUGGAUGUCUCCGGCACUUGUGUGAGGUUUUGGGCAGUGCUUUUCUGGUUCCUGCUAGCUGCAUAUGUUGUCUUCAAUAAACGCCUGCCCGUAUUGUUCAUCUCUUAUAAUUCAAUGCAAUCUUCUGUUGCCUCAA
Messenger RNA from Lolium perenne, 2845 nucleotides. RefSeq names its product sucrose synthase 1. Gene Ontology annotation, biological process: sucrose metabolic process. Gene Ontology annotation, molecular function: sucrose synthase activity. Lineage: Eukaryota; Viridiplantae; Streptophyta; Magnoliopsida; Poales; Poaceae. The record is from RefSeq and is a predicted model, not a curated record.